AAAAGUAAAAGGCCGCUUCUUCCUCUGACCAGCUGCUGUUGUAUUGUACCACCCAAAACCAAUCCAUGAGGCCGAUCAGGCUUCCGGAACCUCCCAGCCCCACCAUGGGCGUGCCGGAGAUCUUCGAGAGUGGCGCCAAUAGCGUCAUAAGGCGCGCCGUCGUUAUUGGCAACGGCUUUCCUGGUUCUGAGAACCAGAGCAUCGGCUUGAUUCGCGCUCUCGGCCUCUCUGAUAACCUCUCCUUUUACCGAGUUACGAGACCAAGAGGUGGAAUCAAUGAGUGGCUCCACUGGCUUCCGGUUUCUCUUCACAAGAAGUUAGAUUAUGUUCUGAGGCAAUUAUAUAAUUACUGGCGGCUUCUCGUAGCUGCUCGAGGGAAGAAAUUAGCUGCUUUACCUUCGGAAAAUGGUGUUAGUGUGGGUUUAUCAACGAUUUUAGAAGCUGAUGUGAAGCAGAUAGUGAACAUGGCUCGUGAGACUUAUGAAAAGGAUGGCCCUUUGUUGGUCGUUGCAUCUGGCAGAGAUACUAUUUCCAUUGCAAGCUCUGUAAAACGUUUAGCAUCUGAAAAUGUUUUUGUUGUUCAGAUACAACAUCCAAGGUCAAAUUUGAAUAGGUUUGACCUGGUGAUCACUCCACGUCAUGAUUAUUAUCCUUUGACUCCUCAAGCACAAGAGCAGGUUCCUCGGUUUCUCCGGAAGUGGAUAACGCCAUGUGAACCUCCUGAUGGGCAUGUGGUUUUGACCAUGGGAGCUUUGCAUCAAAUUGAUUUUGGUGCGCUUCGUGUUGCAGCUAGCAUGUGGCAUGAUGAGUUUGCGCCUCUGCCAAAGCCUUUACUGGUGGUUAAUAUCGGGGGACCUACAAGCUGCUGUCGCUAUGGGACUGACCUUGCAAAGCAGUUAACUUCCAAUCUGCUUAGUGUGCUCGAUAGCUGUGGGAGUGUCAGAAUAUCUUUCUCAAAUAGGACACCUGCAAAGGUUUCAAACAUAGUAAUCAAAAAGAUUGGAAAUAAUCCAAAAGUUUACAUCUGGAAUGGUGAAGAACCAAAUCCGCAUGUGGGACAUUUAGCUUGGGCAGAUGCAUUUGUCAUUACAGCAGAUUCAGUCAGUAUGAUAAGUGAGGCAUGCAGCACUGGGAAACCUGUCUAUAUCAUGGGAUCUGAGCGUUGUACAUGGAAGCUGUCUGACUUUCAUAAAUCUUUGAGGGAGCAGGGUGUGGUUCGGCCAUUUGCAGGUUCUGAGGAUAUUUCAGAGAGCUGGAGCUACCCUCCCCUUAAUGACACUGCAGAAGCUGCUCGUCGGGUGCACAAGGCACUUGCUGAACGUGGAUUAAGACUGCGGCCAUAGACUAUGUUUAUAGUUGUCGUAAGCAUAUUCUUGUAUUGUGCUUCAAAGGGGAACCACCCCCGUUAGGUUUGUUCGAUAGCACACACAGGGAGCAACAGCAAGCUUCAUAGAUUUUAAAGUAAUUCUUUCCCCUAUAGACGUUUUGGCCAAAUGAAAUAUGUAAAAAAUAAAGGGUAGCUCUAAUAGUGCGGCUUGUAUUAUAAGAAGAGUAGCAGGCCUUUUUUUUUUUUUUUUGAACAACCUCCAGUCUACUGAAAAGUCUUUCUAAUGGGCACACAUUUUCUGUUCUGAAAAUAAGUUUUUGUAAUUAAACUGGUAUACUUGAUUGUGAUUGAUUUACACACAAGGAAAGAAAGUGCAAUGAAAUGAAAAUUUAAUUGUGAUUUGAUGCUAA
Molecule: messenger RNA, 1737 nt
Organism: Hevea brasiliensis (rubber tree)
Lineage: Eukaryota; Viridiplantae; Streptophyta; Magnoliopsida; Malpighiales; Euphorbiaceae
Product: mitochondrial fission protein ELM1
Exons: 10
Coding region: 66-1343 (425 amino acids)
Biological process (GO): mitochondrial fission
Cellular component (GO): mitochondrial outer membrane
Source: RefSeq, a predicted model, not a curated record